This is a messenger RNA of Anneissia japonica, 1576 nucleotides long. Its product is annotated as sulfotransferase 1C3-like. Gene Ontology annotation, cellular component: cytoplasm. The transcript is spliced from 7 exons. Bases 62 to 973 code for a protein of 303 amino acids. Gene Ontology annotation, molecular function: sulfotransferase activity. Gene Ontology annotation, biological process: sulfation. NCBI's taxonomy places the organism in Eukaryota, Metazoa, Echinodermata, Crinoidea, Comatulida, Comatulidae. The record is from RefSeq and is a predicted model, not a curated record.
GUAGAGAUAAGUCGCUCGCGGAACAGAAAUACCGUCCAUCAAGUUGCUACGGAGUAUAAACAUGGCAGAAAAAGCAUUCUUAGAAGAAGAAUUUGUGAAAGGUUUCUAUCACUACAAAGGGGUUAAGUUUAACAAGUUUUUUAUACCUCCUGCUAACUUGGACGCCAUGGCAACAUUUGAAGUCAGACCGGAUGACAUAUUCUUGGUUACUUUUCCUAAAUGUGGCACCCACUGGUCAGCUGAAAUCAUCAAUCUAAUUCUGACUGGUGGUGAUCCUGAAAAGAUCGACCGUAGUCGACAGGAAGCUCCACUUGAAAUGUCGUACCCAAAGGAUAAAAGCAACCUUACUUUGUUGGAACCCUUUCAUUUAAAGCUGGCCUCAUUAGAAGGGUGUAGAGUGAUACUCACCCACCUGCCUGAACAACUCCUCCCUUCUCAGGUUUUCUCAAAGAAGCCUAAGGUGAUUUAUGUAACCAGAAACCCUAAAGAUUGUUGCGUAUCAUUAUACCAUGCGAUGUCUAGGUUGGUCCAAUCAGACUGGAAUGUACAUGCUGAGGAAUGGAUAAAGCAAGAUGAUUUGAUGGGUGGUGGAUUCUUUACACAUAUUCUCAGUUUCUGGAAAUAUCGACAUGAACCAAAUUUCCUUUAUAUGAAGUAUGAGGAUAUGAAAAAGGAUCCAAGAGGGUCAAUCAUCAGGUUUGCUGACCAUCUUGAACGCCCUCUAAGUGACGAGGAACUUGAUCGUGUCGUGCACCAUUCCGAAUUGAAGAACAUGAAAAAGACGUAUGACAACAUUGAGAAGAAAACUCCCGAUGGCAAGUUUCUGACCAAAGCUAUGGGAAAAUCACCAUUCAUUCGAAAAGGUCAAAUUGGUGACUGGAAGAAUCAUUUCACUGUUGCUCAAAACGAGGCGUUUGAUGCCGUGAUCCAGCAGAACCUUCAUGGGACAGGUCUCACCUUCGAUUAUGAAUAAUCAGAAUUUUAUGUUGCUCAGACUACAGUGUUGCUGCUUAACGCUUCUAGUGUUGUUCAGAACUGUUGACUGUUCGGUGAUUACUCUUCAUUCUGCUGCUUACAUUCAGCAAUACUGUUUUGGGGAAAUUUUUGAGGAAACAACUUAUUUUCCCCAUUGGGAUUUGAAUUGAAGACCUUCUGAUUAAUGUUUGGACACUCUACCAACUGAGCUGUGAGGCCAAGUGGUAUACACCCUUGGCCCAUUAGACACAUUUUUUCUCAAGGUAUAAUGCGUAAUACGCAAUAAAUAUUAUAGAGUACUACAGUGUUACGUCACGAUACCAUGUGAUGCUACUUUGUUGCUAUCGUUGCAAAAAAAGCGUUCAACCGGAUGCCAUUUUUCUUCACUGACAAACCAUUGAUCCCAAUUUCUAACGUGGUAUACACCCUUGGCCCAUUAGACACAUUUUUUCUCAAGGUAUAAUGCGUAAUACGCAAUAAAUAUUAUAGAGUACUACAGUGUUACGUCACGAUACCAUGUGAUGCUACUUUGUUGCUAUCGUUGCAAAAAAAAGCGUUCAACCGGAUGCCAUUUUCUUCACUGACAAACCAUUGAUCCCAA